Aedes aegypti (yellow fever mosquito) is the source of this 979-nucleotide messenger RNA. RefSeq names its product general odorant-binding protein 45-like. NCBI's taxonomy places the organism in Eukaryota, Metazoa, Arthropoda, Insecta, Diptera, Culicidae. The transcript has 2 exons. Bases 53 to 979 code for a protein of 308 amino acids. Gene Ontology annotation, molecular function: odorant binding. Gene Ontology annotation, biological process: sensory perception of smell. The record is from RefSeq and is a predicted model, not a curated record.
CUUCACAGUCGCUUCCUUGGUAAACCCACACCCGUAAAUACAACCGACCAGCAUGCUCCAAUUCAGCAUACAGCUGAUCUUGUUGGCCACCGUAGCGGCAAUCGAUCGUCAUAAGAUCGUCUACAAGAGUCUGCAAGAAGCAACCAUCGAGUGUAACCAGUAUAACAUCGAGGGAGGAUGUCUGUCCCGUUGUGUAACUCAAAUCACACGAGACUGGAGCGAUGCGGUAGGAAUGUCCCCAGUUUACAGCCGUUUCUUCCGACCGGAUCAGAACGACCAGUGCAGUAGUAAUCGCACCCAGCGAUGCCUCGAGGGAAAAAUUGGAACGAUUCCUUCGCUUAAAACGUGCCUUCGUGCUCAUGAAUCUGUGCAGUGCUAUAUGGACCAGUACGGUGAAGUCAAUCAGGUUGAUCCUCAAUUUAUUCGGUUCACUAACUUGCAAGAUGCGCAACUCGUAUACGAAUGUGCCGCCAUGUUGGGAUAUUCGUCAUUAGAUCAAAUCAACACACUAUUGAGGGACUCAGAGUUCAAGUUACACGAAACACGCUGCGUCUUCCGCUGUUUCAUGAUCAGAUCGGGAUUGUACAGCGAUUCGGAGGGACUCAACAUGCCUCGGUACUAUGUUUUGUGCGGUGGAUACGAAGAUGGCUUCUAUCAACAUGUGGCCCAGUGCUCAGCCAGAUUACUUCAGGAAGUUCCGUGCGACGAUAAAUGUACGCUAGCGCAGCGAAUGGCCACCAAAUGUAUCGGAAUUGAUUACGCAACCUCAUCGGUAAUGCAAAAACAAGGCGAUUCAUCUAAUUACGUUGUGGCUGCACAAGGAAGCAAAGUAUAUAUGAUUAAUGACCAGAAUGCUAAUUCGGAUGUCUCUUAUGCGGUGGUUAACAGUGGCGGGUCGACAAACGUUCAUAAUACCGACUCCAACACCAACCUUCAGGGCAGCAGUAUGUUCUUUCAAAGUACUUCUAGUAGAAAAUAA